Molecule: messenger RNA, 1701 nt
Organism: Chiloscyllium plagiosum (whitespotted bambooshark)
Lineage: Eukaryota; Metazoa; Chordata; Chondrichthyes; Orectolobiformes; Hemiscylliidae
Product: deoxyribonuclease-2-alpha-like
Biological process (GO): apoptotic DNA fragmentation
Molecular function (GO): deoxyribonuclease II activity
Source: RefSeq, a predicted model, not a curated record
UGUUGCGUGAGGGUCUGGCACUUUGUGAAGACACACCUACCGAGACGGAGUGAAACGGACAUCUGGUAUUUCAACUUGUUUAAACUGCUCCCAACUUUGUCUCAUUAUCACUCGGUGCUCAGUAGCGACUCGUUCAGGAAAUAUUCCGAGCAGGGAAAUGGCCAACUCCAAUUACUGGUCUGUACUUGCCUGUCUGACUGUAACCUGCUCUGUGUAUUUUGCUACCUCUGACAUUUCCUGUUACAAUGACGAUGGGCAGCCAGUGGACUGGUUCAUUGUUUACAAAUUACCCAAACAUAUCAGUGAAACGGGUUUACAAUACAUGUACAUGGACUCCUCAAGCAAUGGCUGGAGAACUGGAAACCGAUUGAUUAAUGACACAGGCUCUGCUGUGGGAGGAACUCUACAGCAGCUCUAUGAGAAAUCCAAACUGCAGAGGGACCAAGUAGCAUACGUGCUCUACAAUGACCAGAUCCACCUCACCUCGAACAGUUAUGGUGGACAUACGAAAGGAGUUGUCCUUUUGGAUGACACACAAGGUUUCUGGUUGGUCCACAGCACUCCGAACUUCCCACCCAGAACUGACCAAUCCUACAUUUGGCCACACAAUGGAGAGAAAAAUGGACAGUCCUUCCUGUGUGUUACCUACCGAUAUGGCCAGUUUAACGAUAUUGGUACGCAGUUGUUGUACAAUAAUCCUCAUGUCUACGAUUAUUUGAUCCCACCCUCUUUUGCCAAAGACCUGGUGAACCUCAACAAGGCAGCGACCGGGGAAAAGCUGGAGACCCCUCCCUGGCAGAGUAAACUCGUCCUCUCAUCAGCAGCUGGAAAACAUUUCACCAGUUUUGCGAAGAGCAGGAAAUUUGGGGAUGAUUUAUACUCUGGCUGGGUGGCAGACUCCUUUCAGAGUGAUCUGUUGGUUCAGACAUGGCCAAACUCCGCACACACUCUCCCAUCCAACUGCACCAUGACGUACUCUGUGUACAACGUGAAGGUCAUUACCUUCAACACACAGCCUCGCUUCGAAAGCAGCGUGGAUCACUCGAAAUGGUGUGUGACAAGACCAGGCUCAGACGUGAAGUGGACCUGCAUUGGGGAUAUCAACCGAGACCAGGCGCAGGAGCACAGAGGAGGUGGAACGGUCUGCACUGAUGAUCCAGCCGUCUGGGAUUCUUUCUCGAAUUUGGUUGCAUCCUGUGAGUUUUGUGCAUGCACUUGCAGUGAGAAGGAAAGCAGGAGCAUGCGAGCUGAGGCUUGGACUGUGGUUUAAGGGUAAACACGCAAUUGUUUGUUUCUGCUUUGCUUCUCUACGUCUGCAUUCUCGAAACUGUUUGUUUGUUUGUAGAUCGGUCCACAGAGAGAGAUUUGCUGGCGUCCCAUCUGGCCAGCUUCAAUCCAGGCUCUGUCCCUCAAGCAGGCAAUCAUCUCACAAUCUUUCUUUCAGACCCAUAUUUCGAAUGAGACACAAAUCAAACCCUGUCCUACACUCUCCAUGGGGGCUGAAAAGACCCCAUGACCACUAUUACAAAGGGGAGCUGGGAGAUCACCCCCAGUGCCCUGGCCAAUAUUUAUUCUCGAACCAACCUGAACCAGAUUAUCCAAUCAUUGCUGGUUGUGAGAGCUUGCAGUGUGCAAAUUGGCUGCUAGGUUUCCCGUAUUACAGGAGAAAGUGAGGUCUGCAGAUGCUGGAGAUCAGAGAUG